This is a messenger RNA of Agrilus planipennis (emerald ash borer), 2456 nucleotides long. It is a transcript of the gene aralar1, whose product is annotated as calcium-binding mitochondrial carrier protein Aralar1. The coding region runs from base 178 to 2232 and encodes 684 amino acids. Lineage: Eukaryota; Metazoa; Arthropoda; Insecta; Coleoptera; Buprestidae. The transcript is spliced from 11 exons. Gene Ontology annotation, biological process: aspartate transmembrane transport; L-glutamate transmembrane transport; malate-aspartate shuttle. Gene Ontology annotation, molecular function: L-glutamate transmembrane transporter activity; L-aspartate transmembrane transporter activity; calcium ion binding. The record is from RefSeq and is a predicted model, not a curated record.
GUUAUCAUUACUUGAUUACUGAUGUGAGCUGUAGCAUAUGAUGGUGCUCUAAUUUAAGUGAUUUUACCCCAACACAUUUUAUAACAUAUUAAAAAGUGAGUCGUUGUUGUCUAUUAACCACUUGUUAAAUAGUACUACCUAGCUUUUAAAAAAUACUUUGCAAGUAAUCGAGGUAAAAUGGAUUUAAUGAAGAAUGUUGCAAACACUUCCCAUUUACGUUCUGCAUUUUGCCAAGAGGGUGGUGGUUAUUUAAAAAGAGCUAAUCCAACUAAUCUGACCGACAUAUUCAACAAAUAUGCUUCCGUGGAUAAAAAUGGGGAAAAGUUCAUGUCUCCUGAAGACUUUAUCAUUAAAUAUUUGGGACUGUUCGACGGAAGCAAUUAUAACAAAGAAUCUGUGAAGUUAUUAGCUGCCAUAGUUAACACAAGCAAAACUGGUCUGAUUUCGUAUACGGAAUUUCAAGCAUUCGAAGGACUUCUGUGCUUCCCCGAUGCACUCUACAAAACAGCUUUUCAACUGUUUGACACCAAUGGAAAUGGCGUUGUUAGUUAUAAUGAGUUCGUUGAGGUGAUGCGAAAAACGGAACUUCAUCGAAGAAUCCCGUUCAAUAUGGACUCGCCCUUUAUAGAACUGUAUUUUGGUAAAGAUCGAAAACGACUGAUCAAUUAUGCGGAGUUCAGUCAGUUUCUGCACGAUUUUCAUGAAGAGUAUGCCAUCGAAGGUUUUAGACGAGCGGAUAAAUCGGGUUCAGGUUUUAUUUCUGUUAUGGAUUUUCAGGAUAUCAUGAUCAGCAUCAAAAGUCAUUUAUUAACGAAACAAGUGGCGUCACAUUUGAUUGAGGCAGCGUCUCAUAAUCAAAGUGGAAGCAGGGUCAGUUUUCCUUAUUUUAUAGCAUUUAACUCACUUUUAAAUAACAUGGAAUUAGUAAAACGUAUUUACCUCAACGUUACAAACGGUAACAGGACACAAGAAGUGACCAAAGAGGAAUUCAUGCAUUCUGCACAAUUAAUAUCCCAACUUACCCCUUUUGAAGUAGACAUACUCUAUAAUCUCUGCGACGUAUUGCAUCAAACAGGGAAAAUAGUUUACAACGAUCUCAACGCCAUUGCACCUGAACACUAUUUCAAACAGAUCACGAGAUCUAUAACAAAACUUUCUGCAGUUUCGAGUCCUGAAGACCGAGGUAUAUUUGUUCAAAUUCUGGAAAGUGCUUAUCGCUUUACUUUAGGUUCGGUGGCUGGAGCCGUUGGGGCCACUGCAGUUUACCCUAUCGAUUUAGUAAAAACGAGGAUGCAGAAUCAAAGGUCUGGUUCGCUUGUUGGUGAAUUGAUGUACAGAAACAGUUGGGACUGUUUUAAAAAGGUCAUAAGACAUGAGGGAGCUUUGGGAUUGUACAGAGGACUUGUGCCGCAACUUAUGGGAGUUGCCCCAGAGAAAGCUAUCAAAUUGACGGUUAACGAUUUUGUAAGAGACAAAUUUUACGACAAGAAAGGCAAUAUUGCAUGGUAUGGAGAAGUUAUUGCCGGAGGUUGCGCUGGUGGUUCACAAGUUAUCUUUACUAAUCCUCUGGAAAUUGUUAAAAUCCGUUUGCAAGUAGCUGGAGAAAUAGCUGGAGGACAUAAAGUUCGAGCGUGGCCUGUGGUUAAGGAACUCGGUCUUUUUGGUCUUUACAAGGGAGCUUCAGCGUGCCUCCUACGAGAUGUCCCGUUUAGUGCUAUCUACUUUCCGGUUUACGCUCACACCAAGGCUGGUUUAGCAGACGAGAAUGGUUAUAAUCACCCAUUAACGCUCUUGCUAGCCGGUGCUAUUGCGGGUGUUCCCGCAGCGUCUUUAGUAACUCCAGCCGAUGUAAUCAAGACUAGGUUACAGGUAGUAGCUCGAGCUGGUCAAACUACGUACAGCGGUCUUUGGGAUGCUGCGAAGAAGAUCAACAAAGAAGAGGGAUUUCGAGCAUUCUGGAAGGGAGCAGUAGCUCGAGUAUUUCGUUCUUCUCCCCAGUUUGGUGUGACGUUGUUAACAUAUGAGUUGUUACAACGAUUAUUCUAUAUUGACUUUGGCGGAACGAGACCCACGGGAUCCGAACAAAAAGUACCUGUGGGAAUAGUGGCUGGUCAACCAGUAAAGAAUCCGAACCAUAUAGGAGGAUACGAAGCUGCCAUACCGAUAUUCUCAGGCAUAGAAACGAAAUUUGGAUUAUGUUUACCGAAAUUUCAAGUCCCAAACACGUCCUAAUCGUAAAUAAAAUCAUUAGUUAUUUUUAAAUUGAAGGGCGUCAAGCCACUGUCACCAAUUUGUACAUACCGAUUAAAAAAAUAUCUGCCCAUUUCAAAUCAGGUUCUAAGCACAAACACCAGAUCAGUUUCAGUUACGUAUUUGUAGAAUUUAUCAUGUGCUCGUUAUAAACGUGAUAAAAUAGUGAAAUUAUGCUUGUUGUAAAUAAAAGUUUAUUAAAUAUA